GUUAAACAUAAUAUUUACGAGUAAUCAAAUAAAAUCAUAUUGAUAUACUAGUAGUUUAAAUAUAUCUAAAAUAAUAACAAGAAUAUCAAUAUAUAACACUAAUUUGAUAUCAUCGUCACCUGUGUACCGGUUGGUCACAAUUCGGCAUUCAGAAAAGCGAUAUAUUCACAACAUAUCUACGCUAUAUAAUUAUAGAAUUUAAGAUAACUCCAUUCACUGCGUUUUGGCACGUAUAGAUGAAAUAUUUUAAAUGGUUUGAUGACAUGUCUCGUAAAAUGAUACUUGCAUACGAAGUAUUGAAAGAGUAGUUAUUUUGUUCUUUAUUUGAAGACUUAAGACAAUUUUCAGAGAAUUCACAAUUGUACCUAAAAUUCGUCAUAUGUCAAGGAAAACCCCCACUGUUUGUCUUAUGUUUUCAGGUCCAGUGAUAUAUGAUGUAGUGUGCCCUUUCCUUUUGAAAAACUUUUGGAUCAUGGUGUUCACAUUGUUGACAAGCGUCCUGGGGUAUAGUAGUUUACCCCCAAGUGAAUCAUGUAGCUCAAUGUUGCUAGUCCACGGCUUCUCUGCACAGACAGCAGCCAACCCAUAUCAGCUUACCCUCUCCAAAAACACAUACUCACCAUGUGGUCAAAUUCAAGUAACAUUACAAGGCAAGGCAGCUGGUACACAGUUCCAAGGGUUCAUGAUACAGGCUCGUUCAGCAGCUGAUUCAUCAGCGUACAAAACAUAUGUAUCAUUUGCUACAGCCACUGGUGUUGGAAAUCCAUGCAAUCCGGAGGUAUCAGCCACACACGCUAAUACAGGCUCAGCUGAUAAAUCUUCCUUAAGCCUAACCUGGACUGCUCCGAACUCUGAUGUUGGAAAUAUAGUUUUUGUGUAUACAAUGGUACAGGAUUUUUUAACGUACUGGGUGAAGCAAGAGUCAGCGCCCUUGACCUAUGUGGCUGAGUCAGGGACCACAUGCACAACUGCUGCCACCACCACUACAAGAAACACAAAUGGAACCAUCACUCGUCCCUCAGAUUUCGGCAAAGUUAUCAGCUGCUUUCAUGAUGGCUGCAAGGGAGCUAACUGUGACUUCAUGCUGACUUGGAAGGAAACUGGGGAUGAAAUAUUAUUCUCCCUUGCCUGCAAAAGACCUCAGAAUGCCUAAAUAUUGUGCAAUAGGACUGUCUAAAGAUGAGAGAAUGGUUGGUUUUAGAUUUAAUGCACGCCUGCCCUUUAAAUUGUUAAAUUGUUUUUGAGCUUUUGUCCAUUAUCUCUGUUCUAUUUAAACUGGACUUUUGGCUUGAGGUGUUUCAUU
Messenger RNA from Dreissena polymorpha, 1303 nucleotides. Its product is annotated as putative defense protein 3. Gene Ontology annotation, molecular function: oxidoreductase activity, acting on metal ions. The transcript is spliced from 6 exons. Lineage: Eukaryota; Metazoa; Mollusca; Bivalvia; Myida; Dreissenidae. Bases 380 to 1153 code for a protein of 257 amino acids. The record is from RefSeq and is a predicted model, not a curated record.